Tachyglossus aculeatus (Australian echidna) is the source of this 3532-nucleotide messenger RNA. RefSeq names its product protein phosphatase 1 regulatory subunit 16A (gene PPP1R16A). The transcript has 11 exons. Gene Ontology annotation, cellular component: cytoplasm. Gene Ontology annotation, molecular function: protein binding; phosphatase regulator activity; enzyme inhibitor activity. The coding region runs from base 1382 to 3010 and encodes 542 amino acids. The record is from RefSeq and is a predicted model, not a curated record. Lineage: Eukaryota; Metazoa; Chordata; Mammalia; Monotremata; Tachyglossidae.
UGUGCGGUUGCCAUGGAGAGGGCGUCUCUCGGGUCUGGGGCCUGCGGCGGCGCGGAGCGCGCAGGGCCGGGCAGGCCCGUGGGAGCCGGAGAAGCCUGGAGUCUGCCAAGAGGGAGGAGUCGGCCUGCCCUCACACCGGAGAACGGGAUUCACACCGGAUUCUCCUCUCCAUCUCCCCUCCGCUGCCCCCGCUCCCAACACACACGCAAGCAUACAUGCUCCUCUACCCCGCUGCUGGCUCUGCUAUGGAAGUCGUGCAAUAGCCGUCCACUCCGGCUCCUCCUGCUCCUCCUCCAGACUCGGCCCCGGGUGGAGCCAGGACCGAGCCAGAGCCCAGCGAUCGCCCGGAAGGAGAGGGCCAGCCGCCAGCCCAGGGAAUUCCGGCCCGCGGCAGGGCAGAGCUCCCCGCCUCAGGACCAGGGAGCAGCUGAACCUCCCCUUUCCCAGAGGCAUUCCGGAUUGAGGGAAGGAUAAGAGGAAGCAGCCGCCUCAGGAUUGCCAGGCCCCGGACCCUGCGCGGCAGCGGGGAAGGAGUCCACCCCUGGCCACCUAGCCGACCCCGGCUAGCAGCGGGAAUGGGGGCGACCCCCCCGUGCUGGUGAGCGGAGCCGUCCCACGGGGCAGCGUGGGGAGAGGAGCAGGAGCCGGAAGGAGGGAAGGAAGGACACAGCUAUGGGCAGAAGUCUGGGCAGACCUGUUGAUCUUUCACCUUGGAAAGCGGUGGUUGUUCCUGCCGGGACCCUGGCCGAGGUAGCCACCACCAGGUGAUUGGUUGCCUGCCCUGUUGUGCCUAUGCUCGGCCCCCCAACCCUUCUCCUUCCCAAAGCCCAGAGGGAGGCCAGAGCCCUGUUAUCCGGAUAAUUUAGCUUCAGCACCACUCUGACCUGACCUGAGCCAGCCGGACGGGAUUGACAGGCGGGGGAUCCGGGGGAUCCGCUUCCCUCUCCCUCCAACUUCCACCCCAUCUCCGAGCGCCCACCCUCCUCACCCACAGGGUUUGAGGCCUGACCUGUCAGGGAUUCUUUGCUCGGAAGAAGAGGAGCCCGCAGGCCUGCCAAGAGACUUUUGUCACCUCCCUUUCUCAUCCGGCAGGCUCCUGCCCCACUUUUCCCUUUCUCCCCUUCCCUCACCCUAGCCGGGGUUCUCCCGUCCUCCCUCACCAUUUCCCCUCCCGGACAGGGGGCCGUGCGGGCGGGGGCCCCCCCAGAGUGAUGGAGCGGGGCCUCUCCUCUCUGAACCACUCGGCCAAGGAAGUCACCCGGGGCUAAAACCCCCCUGCUGCCGUGCCAGGCAGGGCAAGGCGCUGGGUGCCAUUAGGUAAUGCCCUCCACGGGCUCGGGUGGGCUCUCCCCAUCCCCACGUCGGCCUCUCCGGCCCCAUCAUGGCGGAGCACCUGGAGCUGCUGGCGGAGAUGCCGAUGGUGGGCAGGAUGGGCACCCAGGAGCGGCUGAAACACGCCCAGAAGAGGCGAGCUCAGCAGCUGAAAAAGUGGGCACAGGCCGAGAAGGAGGCCCCCAGCAGGAAGGCCCGUGGGGAGCCCAAGCAGAAGAAGGGCAGCAGGAAGAGGGAAGAGAAGAAAGUGCUCUUCCCACCCAACAUCACCCUGUUGGAAGCAGCCGCCCGCAACGAUCUGGAGGAAGUAUGCCAGUUCCUCCGGAGUGGAGUCAGCCCCAACUUGUACAAUGAGGAUGGCCUCACGGCACUGCAUCAGUGCUGCAUCGAUGACUACGGGGAGAUGGUGAAGCAGUUACUGGAGGCCGGGGCCGACGUCAACGCCCGCGACACCGAGCUGUGGACCCCCCUCCACGCCGCCGCCACCUGCGGCCACCGGCACCUCGUCGACCUUCUCAUCACACAUGGUGCCAACCUCCUGGCAGUGAACACGGAUGGAAACAUGCCCUACGACCUGUGUGAAGAUGACUUGACCCUGGACUCCAUCGAGACGGCCAUGGCCGACCAGGGCAUCACUCAGGACAGUAUCGAGGAGGCUCGGUCGGCCCCGGAGAAGCGCAUGCUGGAGGACAUUCAGAGACUGCUGCAGGCCGGAGCGGAUCUCAGUGCCCCGCAGGACCACGGCGCCACGCUGCUGCACAUCGCCUCAGCCAAUGGCUACUUGGCAGCCUCGGAGCUGCUUUUGGACCACAAGGCCAGUAUGACUGCGAAGGACCAAGAUGGCUGGGAGCCCCUCCAUGCUGCUGCCUGCUGGGGUCAGGUCCACCUGGUGGAGUUGUUGGUGGCGCACGGGGCGGAUCUGAAUGCGAAGUCAGUGCUUGAUGAGACGCCCCUGGACGUGUGUGGGGACGAGGAGGUGCGAGCCAAACUCCUGGAGCUGAAGCACAAGCAGGACGCCAUCCUACGCUCCCACGACCGCCACAAGACCCUGCUUCAACGUCGCACCUCCAGCGCUGGCAGCCGGGGGAAGGUGGUCCGGCGGGUGAGCGUGACGGAGCGCACCACCCUGUACCGCAAGGAGCAUGCCCGGGAGGCUAUCGUGUGGCGGCAGGAGCAGACUGGCGAGGCCCAAGUGGGCGAGGGCGAGCCCGGCGAUGAAGACGAGGAUCGGCAGACUGACGCCGAGCUCCAGCUGCAGAGCGGGGAGGCCUCCCUCGCCCCGGGCAGCCCAGCCGGGGUAGAGUCGGGUACGGUGGGACCGGAUCAGCGGAAUGGCAGCGUGGGAGUGGUCCCGGCGCCUCCCACCCGCCACCUCUACUCCAAAAGACCGGACCGCAGCGUUUCCUACCAGCUGGCCACACACGAUUCCCCGGCGCCCGGGGCCCUCACCCGCAGUAAGGCCCACCACACCCUGGCCGACCUCAAGCGCCAACGCGCAGCCGCCAAGCUGCAGCGCCCGCUGCCCGAGGAGCCCCCUCCUGCCCCGGGCCCCGGCCGGGGCUCCCCUCCCCUCCCCGUCUACUACACGGAGGCCAGCGGGGACCCCCCGUUGCUGAAGCUGACGGCCCCGGCGGAGGAGGCGCCCGCCGAGAAGAAGCCGUGCUGCCGGCUCAUGUGAGCGGGAGAGGGGUGGCUCCCCAGGACGCCCCUGAGCAACAAGUCCACAGCCCCGGCGUGUCGGGGCAUCCCACCCAUCCACUCCAGCCAACCCAAGCCCAGACCCCCCGUCAGGCCCUGUGGAAGCCUCCCCCGGGCUCAGAGUAGGGACACGGAGCUGUCUGGGCACUCCUGGGGGGGGCAGAGGGUCUCCUCAUCCCUUAUCGCCCUCCCCACCUAAGGCAGAGUCAAGCCCAUCCUGAGGGAGGGCUUCUCGGCAGGGAGAAGACGGUCCCUGGAAGGUCGAAUGAUGGGAAAAGGCCCAAUCGCGGAGCAGCCGGACAGAUCCUGGGGACCCAGACCCACCUCUUCUCCAGCCGAGAGGACCCGGGGCAAGGCUGGCGGGGUCAGAAGAGCCUAAACUGGACCCCCCCCCGGCCGCCCCGUCUGCCCUCCCCUCCCAGCCGGAGUCCUCCACUAGAUCCAGGUGGCCUCCGACAGCCUGAUGCCCCAACCCUUCCCGGUUCCAGGGGUCUCCAGGCGA